Messenger RNA from Colletotrichum chrysophilum, 2085 nucleotides. RefSeq lists its product as uncharacterized. NCBI's taxonomy places the organism in Eukaryota, Fungi, Ascomycota, Sordariomycetes, Glomerellales, Glomerellaceae. The transcript has 2 exons. Bases 1 to 2085 code for a protein of 694 amino acids. Gene Ontology annotation, molecular function: protein serine/threonine kinase activity; ATP binding. The record is from RefSeq and is a predicted model, not a curated record. Gene Ontology annotation, biological process: protein phosphorylation; intracellular signal transduction. Gene Ontology annotation, cellular component: cytoplasm.
AUGUCAAACGGUCCACCCCAGUCCUUGCCGCCGCCGAUUCACACGGAACACCAGAACAAGGUUGAUGGGAGCUCCGACCCCGUCGCCUCAGAUACACUCCUCCGCAAUGCAGACUUCAACAACGACAUCUCCUUCCCUUACAUCGUCACACAUCCCCAGAUCCAGUUCCGCACAACGACAAUAGCACCCUCCCCGCCCCUGUCCGAGUCCUCCUUUCAGCAACUCGAGCCUCAAUCCACAUUAACCACCAGACCCGGCCCGAGUCCGCUUGUCACAAACAACAACCUGCGAAUCCAGACCGACGACCUGCUCCCGAGCCUGCCUACCCGCUCCGACAACCACCCCGUCUCCGUCUACGCCACGCCUCGCCGACCCAGCGCCGGCCUCACCCACAAGACAUCGUCCUCCAGCCUGAAGCCCGUAUCGAGAACCCCCAGCUUUAAGGCGGCUGUCCACAGUCUCGGCCCCGCCUCGGCCACGAGCUCCUGCCUGCCCAGCCCGAUUCUAUCGGCUAUGAGCGACGUCACCCCGUUGCCCUCGCCUUUAUUAUCAGGAGACUCCCCGGGCCCUUGGAAGCGUCUCGGUGCACGACCACCCUCGCGGGAUAUGCCCAACCCCACCCCAGAUUCCGUGCUGGUCUCAGCAACCGGCGAAUCAAUAGCAGCCGCCCUCGCCAACGCUUCAAAACGCAAGGUCUACGCCGGUCUCGUCACAGAAACCACCGAUGGAUCAGGCGCAAAGGUGACUCUCAACGCCAAGCAGGAGCACGCACGCAACCGCAGUAUCAGCGAGUACAUCCCCGACCCGAAUUACAUACCGAAGCGGCACAUCACCGUCUCUGGCUCCCACGUCAAGCCCGAAGCCCAGGAGUCCGCCACCGAACCCCAUAUGCGCCGCGAGCUUAACCUCGCAGAGUCCAGAGGUUUGACCCCCGCCAUCGCCCAGCCGCCGACCCCACCGCCGAGCGAGUCCUCCAAGGACUCGAGCGACUCCACCAGCAAGCCGAAAACAGCCAUUCCCGAGUAUUUCGAGGCCUUCGACCGCCGCGACAACAAGAGGAGGAGAUGGAGGGCAGUCAAGACCCUGGGCCAGGGCACCUUCAGCCGUGUCAUGCUGGCGACGAGUCAGAUGGACGACGACGACGAUACGUUACAUCCCGACAGCCUCACGCCAAUUUCAGAAACGGGACCGGCCAGAAAGACCCUAGUCGCAGUCAAGGUUUGCGAGCAUGGCCCUAGAGGUGGAGCAAGCGAGGACCGCAUCGAGAUGUCUCUCAAGCGCGAGUUGGAGAUUAUGCAGAGCAUCAGCCAUCCGUCGCUGGUACAUCUCAAGGCGUGGAACAUUGAGCCCAGCCGCGCCAUUCUCGUCCUCGGCCACUGCCCAGGAGGCGACCUUUUCGAUGUCGCUACGGGCCACCGCCAGGUUCUCAAGCCGACGCUGUUGAGGCGGAUGUUUGCAGAACUGGUGGGCGCCGUGAGAUACCUGCAUGAGCGCAGGAUCGUCCACAGGGACAUCAAGCUCGAGAAUGUGCUCGUCAACCUGACAGCACCCGAGCUGGCGGAUCCCUCAACGGACUGGACGACGUACCCGCACUCGGUCAUCACCCUGACGGAUCUUGGCCUGUCCCGGCGCAUCGCCGACGACGAAAAGCUCGAGACCCGCUGCGGGUCGGAGGACUACGCGGCGCCCGAGGUCAUCAUGGGUUUGCCCUACGACGGCCGUGCGACGGACGCCUGGUCCCUGGGCGUUCUGCUCUAUGCCCUUCUCGAAGCCCGCCUGCCGUUCGACCCGUACCCCAACACCAUGGACGGCCACCGCAUGCGCAGCCGCACGAGCCACCGCAUCGCCCGCGCGGAGUGGCGCUGGAUCGAUUACGCCGGAGAAGACGGCGACCACGAAGGCGACGAGGCCAAGUUCAAGGAGCGCGGCCUCCUAGGGGCCAUGGAGAUCACCGAAGGCCUGCUCCAGCGCGCCAGGAGUAGAUGGACGCUCGAGAAGGUUGCAGAGAACGAAUGGGUAAAGGGCGCGAUCCAGGUGGAAGGCGGCAUUCGUUUCCGCGAAGAGGUCGCCGGCGCAGAGGUAUGA